AUGUAUAACGUUUAUCGUAACAAAGUUAGAAAACUAUGUAAAUCUGCUCGUCAGUCCUACUACGAUAAGAAAAUCCUUAAUACCAGUGAAUCUAACCCAAAAAAAUGGUACGAUAACAUCAAGUCUAUUUCUGGUCUAUCUAAAUCGGAACCUUUUUCGAGCAUCUUCCAUGAUGGUGAGUUCAAAAGAGGUCCUGAGCUUGCUGAACUAAUUGCCGAAUCUUUCUGGCUGUUUCAAACGAAUUGGCCCCACUCUGUUUCAAUAAGCUUCACAUUACAUCUGUUCCUGAUGAGUACAUAAUAUCAACCCAACAAGUUGAAAUCGAAUUGGAAAAGAUCAGUCUUCAGAAAGCAAUUGGCCCAGACGAUAUCCCCAACUGGGUACUGAAAUGAGCUGCACCGUUGCUCGCUGGUCCAAUAUGUUCCAUCUUCAAUGCCAGCAUUGCACAAGGUUGCAUCCCGACACUCUGGAAAUCAGCAGACGUUAUCCCAGCGCCAAAAAUAUCUAAUCCCAAAUCAGUUGAUAGCGACCUAAGACCUAUUUCUCUCACACCGGUGCUGAGUAAAUUAUUGGAAAGCUUUGUUUUUCGGUGGCUUUUUGGUUAUAUUAAACUAUCAAUCGACCCGCUCCAGUUCGGAAAUAUGAAAAAUUGCUCCACCACACACGCGCUUAUCCACAUGAUCCAUAACUGGCUAGCCGAAUUAGAAAACCCUGGUUCAACUAUCAGAUGUUGUAUGAUUGACUUUUCGAAAGCCUUUGAUCGCAUCGAUCACAAUAUUUUACUUCAUAAAUUACAACAAUUCAACAUCCCUCCUAUCUUGUUGAAUUGGUGCACUGAGUUCCUGCAUGACCGAUAUUUACGUGUCAAGCUUGGCCAGAAUAAAUCAACAUGGCGACAAAUAAAUGCAGGGGUUCCACAAGGUACAAAACUUGGACCCCUCUUCUUCCUUGUGAUGAUAAAUGACUUGCAAACCAACACUCCAAUGUACAAAUAUGUCGAUGACUGCUCCACAUACGAAAUCGUUUCAAGAUCGUUCCCUACUUCAUCGCUUCAAGCUAAUAUAAACACUAUAAAUGACUGGACCAAUCACAACAACAUGCGGCUUAAUGUAUCUAAAACCAAAGAACUGCGUAUAUCCUUUCUUAGAGUCCCUAUGGUAUUCGAUGCCCUCUCGUCAUCUGGUUUAAACAUAGAAAUCGUCCAGACCUUCAAACUUCUGGGAGUGAUAAUAUCAUCGGAUCUUACCUGGAAUGUGCACAUUGAUUACAUCUGCACCAACGCAAGUAAACGUCUUUAUGCUCUAAGGAUCCUCAAACGAUCUGGUGCCCCAGCCAAUGAUUUAAUAACGGUCUUUUGUGCAUUUAUUCGUCCAGUUUUGGAAUACGCCUCACCUGUAUGGCAUUUUUCUCUCCCUCAAUUCCUCGCUGAUCAAAUCGAGAGUAUACAAAAACGUGCAUUGAAAAUCGCUUUCCCCCAGUCCUCCUAUACUACCUCACUAAGAAACACUGGCCUUCUUACACUUUACCAGCGAAGAGAGAAUCAGUGCUUGUCAUUCUAUAAGAAUAUCCAUCAACACUCAGACGAUAAGUUGAGAACGCUACUUCCCAGUGCUAUAUCUCUCAAAUUCAGUCUAAGAAAUAAACGCACUUAUCCUAUGUAUAAGUGCAAAACUGAACGAUAUAAGAACAGUUUUAUUCCAAAGUGUGUUAGAAACUGGGACCGACCAUGGACAUAACAAAAUAUUUUUUAGUACAUAUCAUUAAUAUAGUUUAUAUUAUAGUAGUUUUAAAUUGAACUUUUUGCAAAUUUAAAAAUUUUAAUACUAUCUAUGUAAUAUCACGUUAUUUAAAUUUUUAUUAAUUUACAAUGUGGUAAUUAUUAAAAUCAAUCAAUCAAUCAAUCAAUCAAUCAAUCAAUCAAUCAAUCAAUCAAUCAAUCAAUCAAUCAAUCAAUCAAUAAAGUUUCCAUUAUUAUUAUUAUUAUUAUUAUUAUUAUUAUUAUUAUUAUUAUUAUUAUUAUUAUUAUUAUUAUUAUACUACGUACUACAUAUUUUGCUGUAGAAAUAAAGAAUGGACAAAUCCCGAACUAAUGAACAUUUAAAGUAACUAUUUCUAUAAAUAAUUAACAAUUUUUGUAUAUAAAACUAUAAACACGUAUAAGUGAUUCAAGUAGUCAAUUGUAGGUUACCUCAAGAAGUGAGAUUUACAAUUGUAUAUAUCUAUAAAUGUUCUAUUAAUAAAGUUUUCAAUAUUAUUAUUAUUAUUAUUAUUAUUAUUAUUUUUUACAGUUCUACGCAAUGCCCUAAAAACAUCUCCAAACGAUUCAAUAAACGAACUGUGGAAGUCAACUAAUAAUCAUAUUAACAUUCAAUACGAUAGCUACAACUCAACUAAAGAAGUUUUAAAAACUUUCCAUUCUCAACAAGAAAAUAAACUUAGGAACAGUUUGAAAUGUCAAGGUUCCUUUUUCGAAAAUGUUUCUAAAUUCUCCCUAUCACAACUUAACGCAAUCUGGUCGGUAUCGCAAUCAAAGCUACCAAAGAACAUUUUCAACUUUACAAUAUCCCUUCCUACCCGAAAGAACCUCAAUAGAUGGGGAAUUUCAUCAAGUUCUGACUGCUCGUUCUGCUUACACCCUGAAUCACUUCUACACGUUGUUGCCGGUUGUCAACAUUACUUGAAACGAUUUACUUGGAGACACGAUUGCAUACUAAACUUUCUUGCAAAAACUUUUCAAAGUUUAAACAAAUGCAAAUUACAUGUUGAUCUUCCUGGAUUUGAAAGCCCCUCGAUUAUUACGGGAGAUGAAUAUCGUCCUGAUUUACUUGUCUCCACUUCAGACAAACACCUCUACGUUGUUGAACUUACCGUAGGCUUUGAAUCAAACCUCACAAACAAUGUUAACCGCAAGAAAGCUAAAUAUAAAGACCUAAUUAGAGAAUUGGAUCAAAACUUUACAUCCGUUAAAUUUAUAAAUCUUUCUGUCAGUUCGCUAGGGGUGUUUGACAAAGAAUGUCAUACAUUCAUAAAAAUGCUAAAUGAGUUAGGACUGGAUAAUCAACACCAACAAUAUUGUAUCAGAAUAAUUAUAUCUAUUGCCAUCCGAUCAACGUACUACAUAUUUUGCUGUAGAAAUAAAGAAUGGAUUAAUCCCGAACUAAUGAACAUUUAA
This is a messenger RNA of Paramuricea clavata, 3172 nucleotides long. NCBI's taxonomy places the organism in Eukaryota, Metazoa, Cnidaria, Anthozoa, Malacalcyonacea, Plexauridae. The record is from the annotation of a GenBank genome assembly.